Phytophthora nicotianae INRA-310 is the source of this 2077-nucleotide messenger RNA. RefSeq lists its product as hypothetical. The record is from RefSeq and is a predicted model, not a curated record. Lineage: Eukaryota; Oomycota; Peronosporomycetes; Peronosporales; Peronosporaceae. Bases 102 to 1952 code for a protein of 616 amino acids. The transcript has a single exon.
AGCCCCUAGAACACCGUGCUAAGCUCUUCGUGUCAACGUAGCUGAUCACUUUUCAAUCACCGCGUUGGUACUCAAGCUCAAGGACUCUCUGUGUUUUGCUAAUGAAAGUCAGCGUACUUGUCGGUAUCGUCGUUGCUUGCAUCGUCACGACUCAAGCCCAGGAGCUUCAGGCGGAGGAAUCUGCAUCUUUGGACGAAAUACAGAGGGAAGAGCAGCAGCAGCAGCAACAACAACUAGUAUCGUUAUCAGCAUCGACUUCUGAAGAUGCCAGUGGCUCUGUAUCCGGCCAAAUCGACCUGUUCGACUCUACCUCGGCCUCCGCGAGUGCAAGCACCAGCGGUUCGUGGGAUGAUGCUAUCGUCGGCGAUUCCGCUUCAACUUCGGCGUCGGAUGCGUCUGCGACCACCGAGGAGAGCGGUAGCUCGUCGGAAGCACCAAGUGUAUCUUCAUCGGCGUCAGAUACUUCCUCUGUGUCUUCAGAUAGUGGCGAUAUCACCCAGGAAAGCUUGAUCGACUCCUCGGAAUCGCUGGAAGCAAGUGCUGCUACUAGCACCAACGUGUCCUCAGACGGUAGCGACUUCGAGUCCAAUGCGGCCUCAGCGGAGAGCGGCAGUGCAUCGGAAGCCUCUGCUGCAUCGUCGACUACUUCGUCAUCUACAACUUCAUCUUCCGAUGAUGGUAGUGGCUCUACGGCAUCGGGUAGCGGCAACAUAAACCAGAGCGACCUGUUUAACUCUACGUCCGGAUCGCAGGAUUCCACCGCAGCAACGAAAACCCCUGAACCUUCUAUCUCCGUCGAGGAUUCCGUUCAGCUAAGCGAAAGCUUCGGUGGCCCACACGGAACGGAGUUUUCGGACGAAGCGGUAGCAACUUCAGGGCAAACCGUUGUGUCCAUUACGAUCCGAGCAGGUAAGCGCAUCGAUGGCGUCGCGUUGGAGAUUACAGCGCCUGUGGCGACAAUAUUCAACCACGGUGGAGGUGGCGGUGACCCGAAGACUCUCACACUUGGUCCAGGUGAAUACAUUACGUCGAUGGAGGCUCAUUGGGGAAAGCGAAAUGGUCACACUCGCAUCUUCUACUUGCGCUUUGGUACGAACGCGGGUAACUUCCUUGAAGGGGGAUCCAAGACCGACAGUAAAGCCACGGUGACUGCCCCAGAGGGUUUCCAGCUUGGAGGAUUCUUCGGUCGAGACGGUGACGAGAUCGAUCUGCUGGGUGCGAUUUGGACGAGCAUUGCAGUGGUCACACCAGCACCCGGAGCACCGACACCAGCGCCGACACCGUGGGUAGAAAAGAAGAUUGGUCACGAUGAAGUGGUGCCUUUUAAGCAACCGGAGCCUGUCACGAUCGCUGAAAAAGCUGCCAUCAAGUUUAAACCGCAGCUUCACAUCACCAAUGGUUGUCACGCGUACCCUGCAGUGAACGUAGGGGGUCAGACUAGUGGGGGUCUCAAGACGACUGGUGCCCCUAGCGCCGGUUGCAAGGGAUCUGGAUGGGGGUCUCAGGUUUACGGCCGCUCAACUUGGCACAAUGGAGUCUGGGCUAUCAUGUACAGUUGGUAUUUUCCGAAGGACUCUCCAUCCACUGGUCUGGGUCACCGUCACGACUGGGAACACGUGAUCGUGUGGAUUGACAAUCCCGAGAUCGCCGAGCCGAAGAUCCUAGCAGUCACCCCGUCAGCACACAGUGGGUAUUCUGCUCAAGUCCCUCCUGAUGCCAAUAAGGUUGAUGGCAACAGCGUCAAGGUCAAGUACUUGAGCAAAUGGCCGAUCAACCACGCUCUGGAAAGCACGGGCGAGGCUGGUGACUACCAGGAUCUCAUUAUGUGGGAGCAGUUGACCGACGCAGCUCGGUUGGCAUUGCAAAACACUGGCUUUGGCAAAGCAAAUGUGCCGAUGAAGGACGGGAACUUUGUCAGCAAGCUCGACAAGGCCUGGCCGUUUAAAAACUAAGCGGAUACAUGGAAGUGCAUCGUAGUGUGAUUCGCACACUUCUAGGGGCCUCGUUUUUUUUUAAAGCACUCUAAAUGUAGGAAAAAAUGGCUUUCCAACAAAACAAAAGAACCGUACGAAAACGC